GCGACCAGCACCGAUGCAAGCAAACAAUCGGCGUUUUUCCAUCUCCAGCGCAAAGGGACUCGGUUCUAAAGAACGGUAAAAAUUUCGUCAAUUGAUUCGUUUUAAUUGAAAAUCAAGAAUUAAUUUAUUGCACCGACGCGAUCAAUUAAAGUCGAAAUAUUUUUUGAAAUUUUUUUACUGUGCCAAACUUUUUAGCGGAGCUUUCGGCAAAAGGAGUAACACCAAACAAAUAAAACAUAAAUAGAGAGACCAACAAGUAGACGGCGACGAGGAACGACUCAACGAUGGGCAACAUACACACGACGGGUCCCAAUGAGGCGUUAAUUGUUUCAGGUGGCUGCUGUGGCUCGACCAAGAAGCGCACGAUUGUGGGCGGCUGGGCGUGGGCGUGGUGGCUGGUAACCGAUGUCCAGCGACUGUCCCUCAAUGUGAUGACCCUGAAUCCGAUGUGCGAGAACGUGGAGACGUCGCAGGGUGUUCCGCUGACGGUGACCGGAGUGGCCCAGUGCAAGAUCAUGAAGUCAUCUUCGUAUAAGCAAACCGAUUAUCAUAAUGACGAGAUGAUGAAUGUUUAUUAUUUCCAUCAUCAGGCCGACGAGCUUCUAGGCACUGCCAGUGAGCAAUUCCUUGGAAAGAGCGUCAAGGAGAUCAAGCAGACGAUCCUGCAAACCCUCGAAGGACAUUUGAGAGCCAUAUUGGGAACGCUUACAGUAGAAGAGGUGUACAAGGACCGCGACCAGUUCGCUGCUUUGGUGCGCGAGGUGGCCGCACCGGACGUGGGUCGCAUGGGCAUCGAGAUUCUCUCGUUUACCAUCAAGGACGUCUACGAUGAUGUGCAGUACCUGGCCUCGUUGGGCAAGGCCCAGACCGCCGUGGUCAAGCGGGAUGCCGACGCCGGCGUGGCGGAGGCCAAUCGAGAUGCCGGAAUCCGUGAGGCGGAGUGCGAGAAGAGCGCCAUGGACGUGAAAUACUCGACGGACACGAAGAUCGAGGACAACACCAGGAUGUACAAGCUGCAGAAGGCCAAUUUCGAUCAGGAGAUCAACACGGCCAAGGCCGAAUCGCAGCUGGCCUACGAGCUGCAGGCAGCCAAGAUCCGCCAGCGCAUCCGUAACGAGGAGAUCCAGAUCGAGGUGGUGGAGCGACGCAAGCAGAUCGAGAUCGAGUCGCAGGAGGUGCAGCGCAAGGAUCGCGAGCUCACUGGCACAGUCAAGCUGCCCGCCGAGGCCGAGGCCUUCCGCCUCCAGACCCUGGCGCAGGCCAAGCAAUGUCAGACCAUCGAGGGUGCCCGUGCCGAGGCGGAGCGCAUACGCAAGAUCGGAUCGGCGGAGGCCCAUGCCAUUGAGUUGGUGGGCAAGGCGGAGGCGGAACGCAUGCGGAUGAAGGCCCAUGUGUACAAGCAGUACGGCGAUGCAGCAAUCAUGAACAUUGUACUCGAAUCGCUGCCCAAGAUUGCCGCUGAGGUGGCUGCACCACUGGCCAAAACCGAUGAGAUUGUCCUGAUUGGCGGCAACGAUAAUAUAACCAACGACGUGACCCGCUUGGUGGCCCAGCUACCGCCAUCGAUCAACGCCCUGACCGGAGUGGAUCUGUCCAAGGUUCUGUCCAAGAUACCGGGGGCCAAGGCGUGAAACCUAAUGGAAUGGGAUAUCCAGGAAAUGGCAAUGACAACGUAACGCAGCGCAAAGGAAUUGUAACCGAUACAAAAACCAGAUAAGGAUAGACAACCGAAUUGAGAAAGAGACGACAGGAAGCGACAAAACAAGAUGGCGAUAGUUUGCUAGGGAGGGGACGUGCAUUUGUUAGAGAGAGAAAGAGGGAAACAGCGAAACGAACUUGAAAGACUCAAGUUUCGAAAUGAAAUCGAACGUAGCUAAAUGUACUCCGAUAUUAUAAUAUAUUUAUAUAUAAUAUAUAUAUAUAAAUAUAUAUAUAUUUGUAUAUGUAUAUGCACACAUGCAAUACACACAUACACUCGUCUCGUCUGUGUGGUGUGCUAGUGUGUGUGUGUGAUGUUUGGCGGCGUAACAAUCAAAAACAGAACACAAAAACAACCAACGUUAAUCUCAGCUAAAGUUAUGCAUUUCGUACGCAACAUUUUGUGGCCUUUUCUCUCGAAAACGAAAAACCGAUAACGAUAACAAGAAAUCAACGUGAAAUUUGUAUAACUUUAAAACGAAAACCAUUUAAACAGAGUGUUAGCUAUUUAUUUACUAUGCUAUAUAUACUAUAUACAUGCAGACUUGCUAUACACAAAGAGCUCUUUCAUUAAACACAUAGAAUUAUAUACCAGACAGUGUUGUACAGGCAUAUAUGUAUCAUUUUACAGUGCUGUAGAGAUCUGUAUAAGUAGUCUCUCUCCAUCUCCUUCUUAUACAAUUUCUAUCUGCUUAUGGAAUUUCCAUCUGUCCAAACUACAACUACUGCCUAUCGUCUAAAGUCAAAACUUUAAGCUAGUAAGCCAAAUGGAAAGAGAGGGAGAUUGCUUUUCGAGGCGGCAGAUCGAGCUACUAACCACAAAAAGCUUACAUACUUCCAGUCAAAUAAAUUAUCCAUUAUUUUGUUUUUAAUAUAUAACCAACUAUUUAUUUGUUGAUUCGUGCCUGUUUCUUUUUAUUUAAUUUUGUUAAACGAUUACUUUUUACGGAAUUGUGCCAUAUAGGGUGCAAAUUAUAAAAUGUUUGUCGGUUAUUGACGUUUUAUAUUUGUUUAUUUUUGAUUAUUAUACCAAAUGAUGCUUUGCUCGAUCAAUUUUUUAUGGCAUAUUGCGAAAUAGUCGUAUAUUACUUUACAACACUGUUUUUUCGGCAAUUGGCGCUGUUUCAAACCCCACACACACACUAACCAACACAAAUGAGUUUGAAUUUAUGCAUUAUUUUCAGUGCGCAAGAAGAAAUUAAGCUUAAUUUCUUGAUAUACAAAGCGUUUAUGUAAUUAUGUUUGUCUCGUUUAAUCAUCUUUUAAUGUUUAUUAUUUAUGUAACAACACAUAUUGAACUACGAAUAUGCAUUUACAAUUUUUGUACUUUAUUCUUAUUCAUUUUUUUUAGUUUAUAGCAAAAGGAAAGAAAAAAUAAAGAAAAUAAUUGAAAAAAACUACUAAUUUUGUUAUACACUAACGUCUAACUGGAAUUAAAUAGUUAAGCAAUUAAUUCAACGCUUUCAUUUCGAUAGAGUAAUUAACCCUAAUUUUUAUAAGCACUUCUACCAAUCACAUACACACACAGAUACACCCAUUAGACACAGGACACUCACCCAUACAUUUUUUUCUAUUGUAUAUUAAGUCCGAGUAAUUUUAAUUAUAAUGCAGUCUGAUGGAGAAAGCAAGAGAACAAGAACAACAACCAACCGAAGAACUAAAGAACUAAAAGCUAAACCUAAAUCAAAUGUAAAAUUUUGUGUAUUUUGUCGUAAAUAAAUAAAUUAAAAAAUA
Messenger RNA from Drosophila simulans, 3432 nucleotides. RefSeq names its product flotillin-2 (gene Flo2). Gene Ontology annotation, cellular component: plasma membrane. The transcript has 8 exons. Bases 285 to 1631 code for a protein of 448 amino acids. NCBI's taxonomy places the organism in Eukaryota, Metazoa, Arthropoda, Insecta, Diptera, Drosophilidae. Gene Ontology annotation, biological process: regulation of myoblast differentiation; protein localization to plasma membrane. The record is from RefSeq and is a predicted model, not a curated record.